Molecule: messenger RNA, 1923 nt
Organism: Ectocarpus siliculosus
Lineage: Eukaryota; Phaeophyceae; Ectocarpales; Ectocarpaceae
Source: the annotation of a GenBank genome assembly
UCAACGCCGCCAUUGAUCACAACUCCACUUACCUUUCGACGAAGACAUCCGACAACGCGUACCGUCAUGACUAUCUCAGCGGGAAAGGGCUUGGUAGGGGGGUGCGUCCUGCUAUACCUUGGAGGAACAUGCGCGUUCGUGACGCCUGGAUCCCUGGCAAUAAACCACCGCCUGGCAUCACCGACCGCCGCCGCCGCGGGGACGCCCACAACACCCAUCGGAGCAACGUCCCAACAGCGAACAGUGCGCCGCAGGAGGAGGAGAACGCCGUACGCAGCGUCGUCGUCCCCCUCGAUGCUGGACCCGACACGCAGCCAGGCGAUGGUGGCGUUGCCGAGCAGAGGCGUCGGACCCCUGUUGAUGACCAGCGGCGACGGAGAAUCGGGGCCGGGACCCGCCGCCGUUCCCGUGGAUGCCGAGCUCUCGGACCCAGCGGCAGCAGGGGGCGGUGCUGGAGAAGGCGGGGGUGAAGACGCGGUGGGGGACGCGGCCACACGGGCUGCGCUGAAGCAAAAGCUCCUUCGAAAAGUCGCCACCCUCAACAGGGGCUUCGUUGCCGAGGAGUUGGACCGGCUAGACGUGGAGGAGAUAAUCGAGAUGCUGGAGAUGGAGAACCCUAACCCCAAGUCUUGCGAGGGGUUCGAGACGGGGUCGUCUCCUCUCGCCGGACGAUGGCAGCUUCUGUACACGACCUCCCUGGACGUGCUCUCCCUACAGAUCAACCCGGCGGUUACAGUGGGGAAGAUCUUCCAGCAGAUCGAGUCCGACGGACGGUCCAUUCAGAACAUCAUCGAGCUGCAGCCUCCCUUCGCCGCGGUGAACAAGAUCCUCGGGAGCUCCAUGACCACCCUCACGGUGAAACUUGAAACAGAGCCGGUUUCCGACUCCCGCAUCAACCUCAAGUUCGUCAGGACUGAGAUCAAGGCGAACUCCCUCUUCGGGAGAGAGCUCGACCUGCCGACUCUCGGCGUCGACAUCCCUUCCGCCGAGAGGCUCGAGAAGCUGAUUCCCAAAGGAGGCGGCAGCAGCGGCGGCGGGAAGGCCUUGAAGGAGAAGGUCGAGGGCGCCAAGACGAAGGCCAGGCAGCUGGCAGAGAAGCUCAAGGGCAAGAAGAAAAAGUCCGACAACGCCGUGGACGGCGAUGAGAAGAAGAAGGACGACGGCGAGGGUAACUCGUCGGGUGACGGGGAUGAUGUGGCCGAAGCCGCAGACGCAACGCCGGAGGCGGAGGAGCAGAGCGACAAGGAGGAGGCGUCCCCUGCCCCCGGGGAUGAUGAGAAGGCGUCCCCUGCCCCCGGGGAUGGUGAGGAGUCGUCCCCUCUCGCCUCUUCGCUGAGGACUCCUUACUUCGAGAGCACGUAUGUCGACGAGGACCUCAGGGUGGGGCGCACCGGAAACGGUGACGUGUUUGUCUCCAUCAGAGCUUGACAAAUGCCGGACGCUGUUGGGCCCGUUACUUCUACGUUCGGGAGCGCUUUUCCUCGGACGCGUGUCGGCGUAACUCUUCUGUGGAGUUUGGCGGCAGGCGCGCUUGGUGGGGUGAACCUAGCAGCGGACGUGCGUGGGUAGCGGUAAUGUUUGAGUGACACGGGAAAAACUGCUGCGGCAGACAACGUGAUUUGAGACUCGUGCGGAGCAGGCCGCGCCGAAAUGGGUGAGCGGUCCGCGAAUGGCUGUGCUCCGGGCUUUCUAGAGCGAAGAACACCGGAACGAUAGCGUUCUCGGGUAUCCCCACAAUGAACAUGAGUACAGCAUUUCAUUGGUUGCUGAUCUUGCGAAGAAGAUUUGAGCCUGGGGCGAGGAGGCGGGGUGGGGAGGGGAAUGAAAAUUUCCGGUCGUGCACAGCACACUUUGCUUUAAGAGAGUUUGAAUAUGUUACGGUCUGAUGGAAGAAAUCAGUGAGAUUCAUUCGGUCUUCCUCUU